Messenger RNA from Papaver somniferum (opium poppy), 558 nucleotides. RefSeq names its product dirigent protein 23-like. NCBI's taxonomy places the organism in Eukaryota, Viridiplantae, Streptophyta, Magnoliopsida, Ranunculales, Papaveraceae. Bases 1 to 558 code for a protein of 185 amino acids. The transcript has a single exon. The record is from RefSeq and is a predicted model, not a curated record.
AUGGGUUUGAUUCCAUUCAAGUACUUGUUAUUUCUAGUACUAGUAGUAGUGCCAGUGUCACAAAGCCAGGUUGAUGAAUGGCACGACAAUUACGGCGCAAAUGGGAAGGAGAAGGUAACUAGGUUACAUUUCUACCACCACGAGACGUCGAGUAGCAAAGAUCCAACCGUGGUAACAAUGGCCGAAGCACCAACAACUAAAAAUUCUCCUUCCUUCUUCGGUUUGCUAGGAAUGACUGAUAACAUACUGACUGAAGGACCUGAAGCAACCUCAACAUACUUGGGUCGAGCUCAAGGUCUGUUAGCUGCAUCCUCUCGAGAAGAAUUUACUCUUGUGAUGGCUACAAGUUUUGUGUUCAAAGGAGGGAAUUUCAGUGGGAGUAGUUUAAGUGUUUUGGGACGAAAUCCAUUUAUGGAUUCGGUACGUGAAUUGCCGGUUGUUGGUGGAACCGGUGCUUUCAGAUUCGCUCGUGGGUUUGCAGUGGUGAAAACACAUUGGGUUAAUGCAACUACACAUGAUUUGAUCGAAGAAUACCACAUGACAGUCAUGCACUACUAA